AUUCAUUAUUAUUGUCUGAUUCUGUUCAAUCACAUUCCCACUCAAAUCUCACUCUCUUCCACAAACAAUGGCGUCUUCUUCUCUGGCUCAAACCUCGUUUCUCCCCUUCCAUGGCUUCCGCACUUCCGAUUCUUCCUCUUCCUACUACUCUCUUCUUUCUUGCUCUGCUUUCCGUGAAACCUGCGCCACAAGAUUUAAUCGAACUGGUUUGAAGCACAAAUGUAAAAACGGUGCCCAAAUUUGUCGAGCAAUGGUUCAAGAGACUGUUCAAGGACCUUCUGCUGCUUAUGCUAGAGAAAUGGAACGCCUUUCUGCUAAGGAGUCUCUCUUACUUGCUCUUAAAGAUGCUGGAGGCUUUGAGGCUUUAGUGACAGGAAAGGUCACAGAGUUGCAACGAAUAGAUGUGAUGGAGAGGGUAACAGCUCUUGAACGUCUAACUCCAACACCUAGACCCACAACGUCGCCGUAUUUAGAAGGCAGAUGGAAUUUUGAGUGGCUUGGAUCUGGUACUCCAGCUGCCGCUCAGUUUUUUUUGGAGAGAUUCCCCACCACAUUGGCAAACCUUUACAAAAUGGAUGUAUGGAUAAAGGAUAGUUAUUCAAAGGUCACUGCAAAUUUCAGAUUAUUGAACUCGGUAGAAAGCAAAUUCACUUUAUCUUCCAAGUUAUCUGUUGAGGGGCCACUCAGAAUGAAAGAAGAAUAUGUUGAGGGCUUCCUCGACCUGCCUUCUGUUGUCGAAGAAGCUGUCCCCGAUCAACUAAGAGGUCCACUGGGACAGGCUGCUGGUGCUGUUCAACAACUUCCUGUUACUAUUAGGGAUGUAAUUUCUAGCGGCAUCCGAAUUCCACUAAGUAGUGGGAACCUUCAGAGAAUGUUUAUGAUCUCAUAUCUGGAUGAAGAGAUAAUUAUUAUAAGGGAUAUGUUUGGAGCACCUGAAGUGUUGACGAGACUGGAUCCGGGGUCUUCUUCAGUUGUGGAACCUGUAGUGGAGUAUGAAAGCUAAGACUACAUGCUUCUUAUGCUGUUAUAUAAAGUCCAUUACUUAUGGUUUUGUUAAAGCAUGAUGCUUCCUAGUUUCCACUUUCAUCUCUUGAAAACGGAUUCAAUUAAUACAGAAAACAUUUGAGAAAAUUUGGGAGUUUUUUUGAUGAUUACAUGAUCAAACUUCUCCCUUUUAUGGUUUUGUAUAUAACGGUUAAUGCAGGCAACAGUUGCAUUUAGCUUUCGAGUAACUGAUUAUUGAACAAUAACAUUUGUUGGUUACUUUCAAGCCUUCUAAGUUGUAAUUCAUUUGAGAUAGAUGCUGAACUUUACCAUUUUAUGAAAGCUUUUCUUGAAAAAUUUGAAAUA
Molecule: messenger RNA, 1350 nt
Organism: Amaranthus tricolor (Joseph's coat)
Lineage: Eukaryota; Viridiplantae; Streptophyta; Magnoliopsida; Caryophyllales; Amaranthaceae
Product: probable plastid-lipid-associated protein 13, chloroplastic
Exons: 7
Coding region: 68-1003 (311 amino acids)
Source: RefSeq, a predicted model, not a curated record